This is a messenger RNA of Pygocentrus nattereri (red-bellied piranha), 9878 nucleotides long. It is a transcript of the gene dip2a, whose product is annotated as disco-interacting protein 2 homolog A. NCBI's taxonomy places the organism in Eukaryota, Metazoa, Chordata, Actinopteri, Characiformes, Serrasalmidae. Gene Ontology annotation, cellular component: cell surface. The transcript has 40 exons. The coding region runs from base 345 to 5156 and encodes 1603 amino acids. The record is from RefSeq and is a predicted model, not a curated record.
CACGUUCAUCGCAGGGAUCUGCUGCUGCUGCAAUGGCGGAGUGGAGGAGUUGAUCGACUUUACCUCCGUUGCUUUUUCUCUCCUUCUCCAGAGGAGAUCUCAUGCUGAGAAGAAGGGCCUGGAAAACAGAGGAUCUGGAUUCGUCUGUGCGCUUUUUUGGCUGCUCCAGCUGCUUGAAGAGCCACGCACAGCAGCCUAUGCAAGACUUGCGCGCACACAUCUGUAUGGGAGAGCGAAGCACCACCCUUCUCUCGCCCUGCUGAGCUGAGCCCUGCUGGGGAAGGGACCCCUCAUUCCUCGCCCCUGGCCCCUGGUCUGGAUCUCCAGCUGCGGUCUAAGCGAGCAUGGCUGAGCGCAGCUCUACCGGCUUGAUGAUGAUGAUGAUGGUGGAGCCUUCGCCCGCCUUGGCUUUGACACUGCCGGCUGAGGUGCGGGAGAAGCUGGCUGAGCUGGAGCUGGAGCUUUCUGAAGGGGACAUCACACAGAAAGGCUAUGAGAAGAAAAGAGGAAAGCUGCUAGCGCCCUAUAUCCCACAGAUACAAGGUGUGGAUCCAUCGCUACAGGUAGAUCACCGGAUCCAGGCGUCCUCCCAGGCUGCCCCGCCCACCUCCAAACACAACAAACCCCGGGCAGCUAACUCACGGGAUGAGCGCUUCAGAUCAGACCUGCAUACAGAAGCAGUCCAAGCAGCCUUGGCAAAGUACAAAGAGAGGAAGAUGCCAAUGCCCUCAAAGAGACGGUCUGUUCUAGUGCAGUCUUCAGUGGAGGCAUGCACACCCCCAGACACCUCCUCUGCCUCUGAGGAUGAGGGAUCGCUACGACGACAGGGACGGAUGGCCACCUCGUCUCCAUACCAGCCACACCCCACAGUGGAACACUGGUUUAACCGCGUCAUCCAGGGGUCCUCCACUUCCUCCUCUGCUUCUUCCACAUCCUCCCAUCCUGGGGGGCGGAGCCACAGUGCCAACGCAACCUCUGGCUCUGCUGCUACCGUUUUGGCUGACCUCAUGGCUCACACACAACUCGAUAACCACUGUGCUCCUCCGGAUGUGACGGGUCUGUCCGAGCGCUCGCUGCAUGCGGAGCGUCCACAGGUAGCGUCGGUCAGAGGGCUCCCUCGCGGAUACACACACACCAGCAGCACCAUGGAAACGGCCGACGGUAGUGAUGGAGGUGAUGGCGGAGCCGUGGAUGGUGUCCCCGUGAACAGUCGUGUCUCGUCUAAAAUCCAGCAGCUCUUGAACACGCUGAAGAGACCAAAGCGCCCGCCGCUGCGCGAGUUCUUCGUGGAUGAUUUCGAGGAGCUCCUGGAUGUCCAGCAGCCGGACCCUAAUCAACCCAAGCCUGAGGGGGUCCAGAUGAGCCCCCUUCAUGGAGACCCAUUGGGGGUGGUGACAAACUGGCCUCCAUCAUUGCUGGCCUCAUUACAGCGGUGGGGAACCGCACAGCCCAAAAGCCCCUGCCUGACCGCACUGGACAACGCCGGCAAACCUGUCUACACGCUUACAUACGGGAAGCUGUGGACCCGCAGUCAGAAACUGGCCUACACACUGCUCAACAAACUCAGCUCCAGGAAUGAACCUCUGCUGCGACCUGGAGACAGAGUCGCUCUCGUGUUCCCCAAUAACGACCCUGUGAUGUUUAUGGUGGCGUUUUACGGCUGUCUCCUGGCAGAGCUGGUGCCCGUGCCCAUAGAGGUGCCCCUCACGCGAAAGGACGCUGGGAGUCAGCAGAUCGGGUUUUUGCUGGGCAGCUGUGGGGUCACUCUGGCUUUGACCACAGACGCGUGUCAGAAGGGUCUGCCUAAAGCUCAGACCGGAGAAGUGGCCACUUUUAAAGGCUGGCCGCGGUUGCUGUGGUUUGUUACUGAUGGGAAACAUGUGGUUAAACCUCCUAAAGACUGGAGUCCUCCGAUCAGAGACGCCAGCAAUGAGACGGCUUAUAUAGAGUAUAAGACUAGUAAGGAGGGCAGCACUAUGGGCAUCACCGUCUCUCAUGCGGCUAUGUUGGCUCACUGCCACGCACUCACACAGGCGUGUGGAUACACUGAGGGUGAGACCAUCACCAAUGUUCUGGACUUUAAGCGGGACGCAGGUCUUUGGCACGGCGUUCUCAUGAGUGUGAUGAACCGGAUGCAUGUGAUCAGCAUCCCGUACUCGCUGAUGAAGGUCAACCCUCUGUCCUGGAUACAGAAGGUUCACAGCUACAAAGCCCGCGUUGCUGUGGUGAAGUCCAGAGACAUGCACUGGUCUCUACUCUCUCAGAAAGAUCAGAGGGACAUCAGCCUCAGCUCAUUACGCAUGCUGAUAGUGGCUGAUGGAGCCAAUCCCUGGUCGAUCUCCUCCUGCGAUGCCUUCCUGAAUGUGUUUCAGGCGCGAGGUUUGAGGCCAGAAGUCAUCUGCCCCUGUGCCAGUUCAGCCGAGGCCAUGACCGUCGCCAUCCGAAGGCCUCCAGAGAUGGGUGUUCCUCCUCCGGGCAAAGCAGUGCUGUCCAUGAGCUGUCUGAGUUAUGGAGUAAUCAGAGUGGACACAGAGGAGAAGCUCUCAGUGCUCACGCUGCAGGACGUAGGGCAGGUCAUGCCUGGAGCUUUGGUGUGUGUGGUGCGUCCGGAGGGCACCCCAUACUUGUGUCGGACUGAUGAGGUGGGAGAAAUCUGUGUGAGCUCCUGCACGACGGGCAUCUCCUACUACGGCCUUCCGGGAAUGACCAAAAAUGUGUUUGAGACAAUCCCAGUGACGGCGUCUGGCUCUCCAGUCAGCGACCGACCCUUCACUCGCUCCUCUCUGCUGGGCUUCAUCGGGCCGGACAACCUGCUGUUUGUGGUGGGGAAGAUGGACGGACUGAUGGUGGUCAGUGGACGGAGACACAACGCUGAUGAUGUGGUUGCCACGGCGCUGGCAGUGGAGCCAAUGAAGUUUGUGUACAGAGGAAGGAUUGCAGUGUUCUCCGUGUGCGUGCUCCAUGAUGAGCGGAUUGUGGUGGUAGCGGAGCAGCGGCCUGACGCCUCAGAGGAGGACAGCUUCCAGUGGAUGAGCCGAGUACUGCAGGCUAUAGACAGCAUCCAUCAGGUGGGAGUUUAUUGCCUGGCUUUAGUUCCUGCUAACACUCUCCCCAAAGCUCCUCUGGGGGGGAUCCACAUCUCUGAAACCAAACAGCGCUUCCUGGAGGGGGCGCUGCACCCCUGCAAUGUGCUCAUGUGCCCUCACACCUGCGUCACCAACCUGCCCAAACCUCGCCAGAAACAGCCAGAGGUGGGGCCUGCCUCCAUGAUCGUGGGGAACCUGGUGGCAGGGAAGCGAAUUGCUCAGGCGUGUGGGAGAGACGUAGCUCAGCUGGAGGAUAAUGAUCAGGCACGUAAGUUUCUGUACAUGCAGGAUGUUCUUCAGUGGAGAGCGCAGGCCACGCCCGAUCACCCUCUCUUCCUGCUGCUCAACGCUAAGGGUACUGUGGCCAGCACUGCGUCCUGUGUGCAGCUCCAUAAGCGUGCAGAGCGUGUGGCUGUGGCUCUAAUGGAGAGAGGCAGACUCAACACAGGAGAUCAUGUAGCACUCGUCUACCCACCAGGCACUGAUCUGAUUGCUACAUUCUACGGCUGUCUGUAUGCGGGCUGCGUUCCAGUCACGGUCAGACCCCCCCACCCUCAGAACCUGGCCACAACGCUGCCCACCGUCAAAAUGAUUGUUGAGGUCAGUAAGUCGGUUUGUAUUCUGACCACACAAGCAAUAAUGAAGCUCCUGAGAUCCAAAGAGGCAGCAGCAGCCGUGGAUGUGAAAACAUGGCCAAUGGUACUAGACACAGAUGAUCUGCCCAGGAAGAAGCUUCCACAGAUCUACAAACCCCCCACUCCAGAGAUGCUCGCCUACCUGGACUUCAGUGUGUCCACCACGGGCAUCCUCGCUGGUGUGAAGAUGUCCCAUGCUGCAACCAGUGCCUUGUGUCGCUCCAUAAAGCUGCAGUGUGAGCUUUACCCCUCGAGACAGAUCGCCAUCUGCCUGGACCCUUACUGCGGCCUGGGCUUUGCUCUCUGGUGCCUCUGCAGUGUGUACUCAGGGCAUCAGUCCAUCCUGGUUCCUCCUCUGGAGCUGGAGAGUAACGUGUCUCUGUGGCUGUCGGCGGUGAGUCAGUUUAAGGUGCGAGUGACCUUCUGCUCAUACUCGGUGAUGGAGAUGUGCACCAAAGGCCUGGGCUCUCAGACCGAAGCUCUCCGGCUGCGGAACGUGAACCUGUCGUGCGUGCGCACCUGUAUGGUGGUGGCGGAGGAGCGGCCGCGGAUCGCUCUCACCCAGUCCUUCUCCAAAAUCUUCAAAGACCUCGGCCUGUCGCCCCGGGCCGUCAGCACCACCUUCGGCUGCAGGGUCAACGUGGCCAUCUGCCUUCAGCCCAACAGACUGGGCAACCUGGCUGAUCAGGGAACGGCUGGUCCUGACCCCACCACCGUCUACGUGGACAUGAGAGCCCUGCGCCACGACAGAGUGCGACUGGUUGAACGAGGCUCUCCACACAGUCUGCCUCUGAUGGAGUCGGGGAAGAUCCUGCCGGGAGUGAAAGUCAUCAUAGCUAACCCAGAAACCAAAGGGCCGCUGGGAGACUCUCAUCUGGGAGAAAUCUGGGUGAGCAGUCCCCACAACGCCACAGGAUAUUACACAGUGUACGGUGAGGAGGCGCUGCACGCCGACCACUUCUGCACCAAACUGAGUUUCGGAGACACACAGACGGUGUGGGCGCGGACAGGCUACCUGGGCUUCCUGCGCAGGACCGAGCUGACCGACGCCAGCGGAGAGCGUCAUGAUGCUCUGUACGUGGUGGGUUCUCUGGAUGAGACGCUGGAGCUCAGAGGGAUGCGGUAUCACCCCAUAGACAUCGAAACGUCCGUCAUCAGGGCUCACAAGAGCAUAGCAGAGUGUGCCGUGUUCACAUGGACUAAUCUGCUGGUGGUGGUGGUGGAGCUGGAGGGUUCGGAGCAGGAGGCUCUGGAUCUCGUCGCCUUGGUAACCAACGUGGUUCUGGAGGAGCACUUCUUGAUCGUCGGGGUGGUGGUGGUGGUCGACCCCGGGGUCAUUCCCAUCAACUCCCGUGGAGAGAAGCAGCGCAUGCACCUGCGGGACGGCUUCCUGGCAGACCAACUGGACCCCAUUUACGUGGCCUACAACAUGUGAUGAAGAGCAGCAAGAAGGACAGAGAAAUGCAGAAAACGAGAUCUUGGCAAGUGAAAGCACCUUAAACGCAGGCAAUACGUGGGAUAUAUCACAAUGUGAGACUGUUCUGAGAAUAUUAUGAGUUUACUCAACCAGUUUUUACACGUUUCUGCUCAUUUCAUUCAGUAAAAUGAUCUCACUGCACUCAGAGACGUGUUUGCUUGUUUGACUAAGCGAAUGCGUGAAGGGAGUGAGAUUUUGCACAAAGGAGAACCAUUUUAAUGAUGGAACCUUUUAGUUGAAGAACCUGUUAAAGUUAUAACGAACAUCCAUAAUCCAAAGGUCCCUUUAGCAGUUUCUUCCAAGAACCUUUAGGGUGUGUAGAUGGUUUAAAUGGUUCUUCACAUUCACGCAUCUCUUUUACGAAAGUGGCUUUUUAAAGAACCCUUGAGUGAAAGGAUCUUUAGGGAACCGAAGAUGGUUCUUCAGUGGCAGGGGAUUCACAGCCAACACAACCGACCGCGAAAGCUUUCGCAACCCACAAAAAUAUUAAACUGAUCUGGUGAUUUUUUUAAUUUUAUUUCUGAUUUCUCAACUAACGAGAGCUGAUCUUGUUCGGCAGCUGCUGAGUGUUGGAUGAAAGCCUGGAGAGUUCUGGCUCAGUUCAGGUUUAGAUGUUAUUUUACAGACUUGCUGUAUUUUCUUCAUUUCGGUUUAUGAUCGGUUUUCUCAGUCCGAGAUACAGUGGCCGCUUCAUUAAUACACUGGUUCUAUACACAGCCAUGAACACUCAGCAAACCCCUGAUUAAACGGUUCUUUGCGUCAUCAGAGGGUUCUUCAGAUCGAGGAGAUGUGCUGUAGAUGGUUCUUUAUGAAAUCUUUUUCAAAAGGCUUCUAUAUGGCACCAAUAAGGGAUCUUCUAUUGUUACAAGCUUGAUGUCAUAACAUUUUGGUGCUAUAUAGAACCAUUUACAGUCCGUUCUCCAAUCUGAAAUGACCCUUUCAUGAUGCAAAGAACCCUGUAAUCGUAAACCCUAAUGGCAAAAAUAUAACAGCGAAGUGUCUUCGGGGUUUCUCAAACACUAGGGGGCGCCCCUGAGUGAGUAUAAAACGAAUGGGUUAAGAUGGAGCAUUUGAGCAAAAUCAUAGUUUAGAAAUGCUUGAAACGUUUUAAAGUGAAAGAAUUCAUUCAUUUCCCGAAACACAGAACAGCAUAAAACACUAACGCCGCUGUUUUAUUUAAGAGCUUUUAAACUCGAGUUAUAGGAGUUUAAAACGGCGCCUCAUGUACGUUCAAGAUGUCGGUGAGCCGAACAGCCAAUGAGCUGCUCCGCUCUGAGGCCCAAAACCCAUUCGCUGUAGAAAAAAGGAAAAAUGCAGGAGAGUUUUCUUUGCUUUUUUAGUGAAACACAUCCCUCUACUUUCUGAAAUGAAAGGGAAGUUCUGGGCGAGUGAUUAGAGACUAUUUAACCACUUAGCUCCAUUGGGGCAGUCGUGGGCUGGAGGUUAGGGAUCUGGCCCUGUGACCAGAAGGUCGCCGGUUCGAUCCUCAGGGACAGCCCAUGACUGAGGUGUCCUUGAGCAAGACACCUAACCCCCAGCUGCUCCAUCUGCUGUGUAGCAGGUCUGUUUCUGAUGUAACGGUGGAAAUAAGAAGAGGCCAGACUCCUCAUAAACCAGCUCUAAACAUAAGACGACACAUGCUAUGUUUUACAUGGCAUUAAAUGCAAUUAAACAGGACUAAUUAUUCUCUCUUUGUAAUGAAACAUGCAGUGUUCUUUACAUAUUCACUGAAGGUGGCACCGAAUUUAAGGUGGAACUCCAUUUAAGGUGGCACUGAAGUUAAGUGAAAAUGUUGCUAAGCAAAUGCAGCAGAAACCAAGGUGGAUGAUUAUGCUUUGCUAGGUGCUCCCAUAAAGUCGAUGCCACCUUAAUUUUAGUGCUACCUUAAAUGGAGGUCCACCAUAAAUUCUGUGCCACCUUGAAUUCAGGGCAACAUUAAAUGAAGUUCCAGUUUAAAUUCUGUGCCACCCUAAUUUUAGUGCUACUGUAAAUGGAGGUCCACCAUAAAUUCAGUGCCACCUUGAAUUCAGGGCUACCUUAAAUGAACUUCCAGUUUAAAUUCUGUGCCAGCUUAAUUUUAGUGCUACCUUACAUGGAGGUUCACCUUCAUAUCAUCAUACUGCCCACCCCUGGUCAGAUCGCUUCUUUUGAUAAAAUUAUGUGAAAUUCAAUAAAAAUCUAAUUAUAUUCUUGCUACAGUCUCAUAAUGAGAAAUAUAUAUAUAGCCUACAUUUCAGAUGCUUUCACUUGCCAAGACAUAUUUUGCAGCAAGAGACUGGGAGAGUUUGCACAGAGAGAAAAAGACUGAGCGAGAGAAGCAGAGAGAGUUUCUCUUCCUGCACGUCCUCUUCAUCCAAUAAGUGCAGUCGCUGAUGGAGCUAUGCAGCGUGUGUUUGUGUUUUUAAGGGAAGACUGUUAAAAGCCUAGAACACAAAACUGCGUCUCCUCAUUUCAUCAGGGCAAUUGACUGACUGACUGACGUUCCUUUGAUUUUUAGGCUCCUCUUGUCUUAUUCUCACCUGAAUACCACUUCAACGCAUGCCGGGAAGCUCACGCCGGUUUGCAGAGGUCCCGAGAGAGCCGCCCAAACUCUCACUCACAGUCCUGGAGGACGGAGGGAAGAAGCGCCAGGUGAACGAACACCUAAGUAACACGACAGAGCGAGAGACAGAGCUGAUAUUGGGCCUGUCGUUUGUAGGACGUCCUGAUCUGACGUUUUGAUGGCUCGAGUAUCGGCUGUGUUCAGAACAGCGCUGAAGGCAUAUGUACAGACGUAUGCAGAAGUUUGGGCACGCCUGGUCAAAUGACAUUUCGCUGUGAAACCAAGUGAAAAUACAUUAAAGGAGAAGUCCAGCAAAUUUUCAGAAUGUCUGUGUAAUUUACUGUUUGAGAUGACAAAGUCAUUCAGAGUGAUUUCACGUGAAAUGGUUCACUGUAGAGAGACUUGCUGACUAUGGUGUCUUUACACUGGUGGUGAUGGGAACCAUGUCGCCAUGACUACAACACAAAUAUGGACCUUUUAUUUACCCUCCAGAACCAGCAGAGAACCUACACGAGUCUCCUGCAUCUUCUUUGGGGAGGAUUUUGCCUUAGAACACCCUUCAUGACUCCCUCCACCAUGAAGGGAACACAAUAAAUGGAUUAAAAUACAAUUUAGACCAAAACUUUGUCACAGAACAAUUUACAGUCAUUUCAUGUAGUGAAUUUCUGUGAGGGAGCUUUCAGAGGUGGACGUCUGGUUCCUAUCACCACCACUGUGAACAGUUCUGACCCUGUCAGUUUCUCUAGAACAGAGCGUUUCACACCAAACCGCUCUGAACGACUCGGUUUACAUCUUAACCGUUUAAUUUUCUGAAACAUUGAGUUUCUGAAACAUUGGUGGAGUUCCCCUUGAACACAUCCAGGGGUGCCCAGUCCUGGUCCUGGAGAUCUACCCCCCCUGUAGAGUUUAGCUCUGACCACACCUGCUCCAGGUAAUGAAGACCUUCAGAGCAUCUCCAUAUUAGAGCCAGGUGUGCUGGAUCUGAGCUCUAUAGGGUGGUAGAUCUCCAGGACCAGGACUGGACACCCUUAGGCCACAAGGAACACAUUUCUGCACAUUUAAUGCACAAUUACUGUUUAGUCGCUGAGUUUAACAUAUUGGGAGAAAUAAAUGUGGCCUGUGCAAAAUUAAUGGCACCCUUUAUACUUUAAAUGUCAUAUAUUUUUUAUGUAAAACUCAGAAAAUAAACAGAAAUUGUGUUAAAAUACUGCAUUUAGGUUCUCUGUAGAGGAUGUGUUCACUUUUCCAGGAGUGUUAAUACUUUUGCAUACUGCUGUAUACAUAGUAAGUGACCCUUAUUAGUCCCACAACGGGGAAAUUUCGCCCAUACAUACUAAUGUACACACACACACACCAGGAGGCAGUGAGCACACUUGCCCAGAGCGGUGGGCAGCCCUAUCCGAAGCGCCCAGGGAGCAGUUGGGGGUUUGGUGUCUUGCUCAAGGGCACCUCAGUCAUGUGCUGUCAGCUCAGUGGAUCGAACCAGCGAACUUCCGGUCACAAAGCUGGUUCCCUGACCUCCAGCCCACGACUGCCCCACAAAAAAACAGUCCUGUGCAAAAUUGUUAGGCAUGUAAAAAAAUAUAUUUAUCUGGGCGCUGAACACAUUUGUUUGAAGGAAAAAACCACUAUCAGCGUACAAACGAACAGUCCAUUGUGAUCUGAUGUGUGGGUGAGCUAUCUUACUCCUCUCUCCUCAAGGACGUCCAGUAUUUACAGUUAAUGUCCAACAUAGUUUAUCUGAUCAGCCCUUCAUUACAUUAAAUCAACUGAACAAAUCCAUGUAAUUUUGAGAAAAAACUCUAGCUUACCUGUUCCUAAUUGUACUAAAAACAGCACAUACAUCUUACUUUUCACCGUAUUUUUGCUUACUUGCAUUUAUUCUAAUGUUAUUUAGUGUUUUACUGGCAAAAACACACUUACUGCCCAGAUAAAUUUAAAGACAACUUGAAGUGCCUAAGACUUUUGCAGAGCAAAUUCCUCUGUUUACAUAUCAGACAAAUCAAAAAAGAUUUUACUGCAGUGUUUAAAAGUCACUGGUAGUCAAAAUCAUGGGUCAAAAAAAAAACCCAUUUGAUAUAAAGUAGACCAAAAUACCCAUAUCGGGUCAGAUUGUCCCACUAUGCAGAUACUAAAAA